AAUGUCCUACUUGCUGGCUUGAUUCAAUGAACGUGGCUGAUUCUCAUAUGACCAAAACUUUGAAAAUGGUAUCUAUCCAAAAGAUUCCAACUCAGAAGCUGACACAAACUCACUUCUAUUUAUCUCUUUCUCUCUCUCAAUUGGAUGUUACUUUUGUAAUACCAAUUUUUGUGCGUUAUCUAAUAAUUUCAAUGGCUUCUCAUCUUACUCUUCUUCUUCUUCUUCAUGCUCCUCCUCCUCCUCCUCCUCUUUCAAUUCCCACAAAAACCUUUCAUUCCAAAUAUAUUACCAUAAAACCACUCAAACCCACUUCAACUUUUCCUUCAUCUUCUCCUUUCUUUCAAUGUUCCUCAAAAACAACACAUAGAGGAUCUUGUUCAUCAUUCAUUGCUUAUUCAUCAUCAAAUGGUAGAAGCUCUAAUGAUUCAGUGGAUGAUGAUGCUGGUGCUAAGAGCGUGGAGCAACUUGUUGAACAGAAAAGACGAGCUGAAUUGUCUGCUAGAAUUGCCUCAGGUGAAUUCACUGUCAAACAGGAAUCUGGUUUACCUUCAAUAUUAAAGAAGAGCUUGUCAAAUUUGGGAGUGCCCAAUGAGAUUCUGGAAUUUUUAUUUGGCUUGUAUCCCAAAAUUCCUGAGGCAAAAGGGUCAAUUAGUGCCAUUCGAAGUGAGGCCUUUUUUAUUCCAUUGUAUGAACUUUACAUCACAUAUGGUGGCAUUUUCAGAUUGAAUUUUGGACCAAAGUCGUUUUUGAUAGUAUCGGAUCCGGCUAUUGCAAAACACAUAUUGAAAGACAAUGCAAAGGGUUAUUCUAAGGGCAUCUUGGCUGAGAUCCUUGAUUUUGUAAUGGGGAAAGGACUUAUCCCAGCUGAUGGGGAAAUAUGGAAAGUUAGACGGCGUACUAUAGUCCCAGCAUUGCAUCUGAAGUUUGUAGCAGCUAUGAUUGGCCUUUUUGGACAAGCUACAGAUAAGCUCUGCAAGAAGCUAGACGCAGCUGCAUCUGACGGAGAAGAUGUUGAGAUGGAGUCACUUUUCUCUCGAUUGACGUUGGAUAUCAUUGGCAAAGCAGUGUUCAAUUAUGAUUUUGAUAGUUUAUCAAAUGACACUGGUAUAAUUGAGGCUGUUUAUACCGUACUGAGAGAAGCAGAAGAUCGAAGUGUUUCUCCAAUUCCAGUCUGGGAUCUCCCAAUAUGGAAAGACAUAUCCCCGCGUCAAAGGAAGGUUACUGCAGCUCUGAAACUUGUCAACGAUACACUUAACAAUCUCAUAGCAAUAUGCAAGAGAAUGGUGGAUGAAGAAGAGUUACAGUUUCAUGAGGAGUACAUGAAUGAACAAGAUCCAAGUAUUCUGCACUUCUUGUUGGCGUCAGGAGAUGAUGUUACAAGUAAACAACUUCGUGAUGACUUAAUGACAAUGCUAAUUGCUGGACAUGAAACAUCAGCCGCUGUUUUAACUUGGACCUUUUUUCUUCUUUCAAAGGAGCCAAGUGUCAUGUCCAAGCUCCAAGAAGAGGUUGACUCUGUACUUGGUGAUCGGUUUCCAACUAUUGAUGACAUGAAAAAACUCAAAUAUACAACUCGAGUGAUCAACGAGUCAUUGAGGCUUUACCCUCAACCACCUGUGUUAAUCCGUCGCUCUCUUGACAAUGAUGUUCUUGGAGAGUAUCCUAUAAAAAGAGGAGAAGAUAUCUUCAUAUCUGUCUGGAACCUGCAUCGCAGUCCAACACUGUGGGAUGGUGCUGAUAAGUUUGAUCCUGAAAGAUGGCCGUUAGAUGGACCUAACCCUAAUGAGACGAAUCAAAACUUCAAGUAUCUUCCAUUUGGUGGAGGACCGCGAAAAUGUAUAGGGGAUAUGUUUGCUUCAUAUGAGACUAUAGUAGCCCUUGCAAUGCUUGUUAGACGGUUCAACUUUCAAAUGGCAAUUGGAGCUCCACCAGUUGUGAUGACUACUGGAGCCACAAUUCAUACAACACAAGGUUUGAACAUGACCGUAACACGCAGAACAAAACCUCCUAUUGUGCCCUCGUUACAGAUGUCAACAUUGGAAGUGGAUCCAUCCAUAAGCAUUUCUGAUAAAGAGGAAAUUGGUCAGAAAGACCAAGUUUAUCAGGCUCAAAACUCCUGAUUUCUGAUAAAGAGGGUAAAACAAAAAAAUAGAUGUAUGUAGAGUUAUUUUCUAUCUUCCAAGUGAAUUCAUUAUUUAGUAAGGUGAGGGAGCUUUAUGUACCCAUUCUUUUCUCAAGAGGAAGAGAGUAAAAUUUCAAAUCCUUCACAUCUUCACAAUUCUUAGUAAAUAGAGUACAAUUCACAAUUAUAUAUAUAAGUUCAUGAUUAGUAAAUCAAGCAUAUAGAAAAGGCUACACAAAAAAUGUAAUGCUCUGUCUGCAAAUAAUUUCUUAUUGAAAAUAAUAUAUAGUCUUUGUGUUGAA
Molecule: messenger RNA, 2424 nt
Organism: Trifolium pratense (red clover)
Lineage: Eukaryota; Viridiplantae; Streptophyta; Magnoliopsida; Fabales; Fabaceae
Product: protein LUTEIN DEFICIENT 5, chloroplastic
Exons: 15
Coding region: 27-2120 (697 amino acids)
Biological process (GO): xanthophyll biosynthetic process
Cellular component (GO): chloroplast
Molecular function (GO): iron ion binding; beta-carotene 3-hydroxylase activity; heme binding
Source: RefSeq, a predicted model, not a curated record